Molecule: messenger RNA, 1948 nt
Organism: Cuscuta epithymum
Lineage: Eukaryota; Viridiplantae; Streptophyta; Magnoliopsida; Solanales; Convolvulaceae
Source: the annotation of a GenBank genome assembly
AACUUAUCAACAGUCGCACUUCAUUAAAUACACAUGAACCAUACAUUUACCGGAUCAUUUUAUAUCCAAUUAAAAACAUCCUAAAUUCCGCACAACAAUAAUUAAUAACUAGCUUGUUUAUAGUUUUAAUUUAUCAAAUUUAAUAUACGACAUUAAACAAAACAUAUGGGGGACUGCACAAGUACAAUGUACCCAAAAGUCAAAAUAUUCAAGAAGACCAACAUCAAAUUAAUAAAAAAAUUAAACCUAAUGUGAUAAAAUAUACUCAGUUGGCCAUAUGACAUACUCUUGCAAUUAGUACUUCCAGUUCAAGAAUUGGGGCCUGGGAGGAUUUCUUCAAUUGUCCAAUUGACCUUUGAUAAGUGGUGGCUAUGUCUUCACUAUUUAACUCUCUUUCUCAUUGAUUGGUCAACUAGUGAUUUGGUCUUUCAAAAGCCAAAUAGAUUAGUGGAGCAGAUUCUUUUUCUAAAUUACCCAACUUCGGGCUGGGGCAGCUGACUUAUUGGGGGCAGCCAUAUUCUUUAAUUGGGGGCAUCUAUUAGGCUUUCUAAAAUUUUCUAAAAAUAUAGAAGGGUUUAGUAGGAUUUUAUUGGGGGCAACUGCCCCCCUACUUCCUUACUACAUCCGCCCCUGGAUGUCACCAAGCCGUCUGAGAACAUUUGUUGGAAGAAUUAGCUGGCUGGGAGAACAAACAGAAAGCCCGCGGCAAACCCACGGCAACCACAAAGAGAGUCACGAAGCAACGGCACACGUAUGCGACGACUUUUAAUUUCGUCCAUCCUCAUCUCAUUCGACGGCUAUGAGGCACUCCGGCGACUGACUUCUCAGUUUCUCUCCGGCAAUUUGGGGCUGCAGUUUCCGACGAGAUACUUUCUUUAGAUUGUUGGAGAAAUUCGUCGGCGGAACCUGCAAAACAAUGUUAGAAAAAAUAAAACAGCCCGAGACGCGUUAGACGCUGUCCUAAAGAAAGUAUUUCUGGUGACCGGAAACCUUCCCCCAAGAUAUAACGGGCCCUUCGGCAAGUUUUGCCGGACACAGAAUCUACGAGGAUAUAUUAAAUUAGAUGUAAUCCAGCAGUGGUUUUAGAGUAUUAGAAUGUAUUAAUAAGGUUGGUAAAGUACAUGUCGUAUCUCACAGCUUCGAAAGAAAAUACAUAUAUAUAGUAAAAUACUUCAAAAGUGGGGAAGUUAGUGAUCCUAAUAUAAAGGAGACAAAUAAGGACAGCCAUGUAAAUGUCAAGCACGUAAUUUAAGCUCUUUAGAUAAUACGGAGUACUUGUUCAACGGAUGCAAAAAUUCCAGACGGUUAAUAGAAAAGUUCAAUGACAAUUAAAUUAUUUAAUUAAGAAAUAAAAUAAAACGUGAAAAGAAAAACAAAGGUUUUGGUUUAUUUGAAAUACACUUAAAAUUUCCAACAUGAAUGAGGGAUGGGGAUCAGGCAUCGAUGCCGUUUAGGUUGUAUUUUAGCUUGUGAAUGGGGAUUGAAAUGGGGAAAGGAUGCGCUGAGUUUGAAGAAAAAUCGAAGGAAAUGAUCAAAUGAAUUAAGGAAAUCGAUGAGGGUGAUGAUAGAUGGCGUUGGGCAGGGGAACCGAGAAUGCAUUGAGCAAAAUGUACUCCAAUUCACCACUUUUUCAAAAAGUACAUUAAGGAGAUGGAUACCCUUAUUCUGCUCAUUACUACCAAAGCAGGAGGCAACAAGUAUACCAGCUAGAACAGGCAUCAACUCAGGGUCACUGAAGAACACGAAAGGGAGGUCGCACACCUUCAAAUUCCAUUUUGCAUUACAUAAAGGUUUUCUUUUGGUAAAGGAUACGUUGUACGGAGCAUUAUACUUAUCAUCCGAAAUAAAAUAGUGGCUUUGUCAACCUUAGGCUGAUAAAUGCAAUGGGAACAGAGUCAUAAGUUAAAUCACUUCCGAUUUUUAUCACUUCCGAUUAAAUAGACUUAUC